AGAAAAGCGAACGUACGUACGGUUUGGUUCCGGCAUUUGUGUCCUUGAGGUUUUCGGCCGAUAUACGAAAUUCAUCAGAUAUUCGUCCGUCGUCGUCUCAAAUCGGUGCUAAACCCUGUAUUUGUAAUCAUUGUCGACUGCCUCUGCACGUUAGCCUCGCUUAAGAGUUGAAUUGUCAGUGAUAUGAUUUCUCUACGUUGGUAACAAUUUUUGUUCGAAUGAUGCGUAGCUCAAAGAGAACGAAGAUUGAAGAGUGUCAAAAUGAUUGGAUUAGUCAGCUUCCGGAAUCUGUUCUUGUUGACAUUCUUUCAUAUUUACCAACAAAGGAUGCUGUAAAGAUGGCAUUGAUUUCAAGAUUUAGGAAUCUUUGGACGUAUAUUCGUUGCCUUUCUUUUGAUGAGUGUGCAUAUCAUGACCACAGCAGUGAUGAUGGUGAAAAUUAUGAUGGUCCACACUAUGAUGAAAGUUUCCUAAAUCUAAUUCGUCAUGUCUUGAUACUUCAUGAACGUACUACAAUUGAUAAGUUUCAUCUCAAAUUUGCUUUCAAUUUGUUUAAUGUUAUUCAUGAUGAUCAUUAUAAUUCUGAUGGUUAUGCAUCUAAAGAGAGACGAAUGGCAAGUGAGCUCACAACAUGGAUUAAAUUUUCUUUGAGGAAACAAGUUAAGGUUCUUGAUAUUGAUUUAUUAGGAUGCGGUUUGUCAGAGCCAGAAGUAAAUUAUGAACUGCCUAAUAGUAUUUUAACUAAUAACUAUCUAAAGGAGCUCAGUUUGACUGGCUGUGGAAUCGAGGAUAAAGGGCGUAUUCAGCUGAUGUCUCUCACUAAGCUUUCACUCAAGGAAAUAAUGUUGAGUGACAAGAUUAUGAGUGAAAUCAUUAUAGGAUGCCCAAUGCUUCAAGAACUUUCUCUCGAUGGAUGUUUUCUGGUCUUCGUAAGCUGAAGUUGUCUACUUCUAAUAUCAAGAG
Molecule: messenger RNA, 963 nt
Organism: Benincasa hispida (wax gourd)
Lineage: Eukaryota; Viridiplantae; Streptophyta; Magnoliopsida; Cucurbitales; Cucurbitaceae
Source: RefSeq, a predicted model, not a curated record